GCAAAAAGAAUUCUCCUCGUUAGAUGAUCCAGUCUCUGUCAUGAUUUAAUGGCUAGGAGAAUCGAGAAAGAAAAGAGCGUAACAAUUUAACUUCUCCAUCUAACAAAUUAAUAUUUUUUCUGGUUGUUGAUUUUUAAAUAUUAAAAAAAGAAAAGACUUUUGGAUUAGAAGAUAAAAUAGGAAUACAGAAAGGGGGGCAGGAAAACACCAGAGGAAAGGGAAGGGAGAGAGAGACACCGUCACUCCGGACACGUAAAGAAGUUCUGGGGAUGUCAUUCAUGGUGGUAUCCGUAAGGUCGUCCCACCUCAUCAUCCGUGGACAUGGAGCUAUGCUGUCGCACCGUCUUCCUCACCAUCGUUCUGCCACUUUCCUCCGAUGGGGGUUGACGAAAGACCGAGAUGUGGGCUUGGUGAGCAGCAGAACCAAGGGCCAAGCAUUUCGCCUUCUGGCCAAUCCUAAUGUGUCUCCAGGGAAAGGAGGUCCACCUAAUGAAGUGAUUAUGGUUGAUCCUUUGGAGGCCAAACGAUUAGCUGCCAAGCAACUGCAGAAAAUUCGAGCAAAAGAGAAAUUCAAGAGAAGGCGGCAAAUUGAAGCAAUUAAUGGAGCCUGGGCAAUGAUUGGUAUCACAGCAGGUUUGCUUGUUGAAGGUCAGACUGGCAAAGGUAUUCUGGCCCAGCUGGCUGGCUAUUGGUCCACAAUUGUCAGUCUUUUUGUGCGAUAGAUUCUCUCUGCUUGGUGGAAGUAUGAGAAAUUGCAGAUUCAUUCUUGAACUAUUCUUUUGAAAUUCAACCUGUAAGAUAAUUAAAUAGUGUGUAUAUUUCAUUUAUCAGCUCUCAUGUUAAUCUUCUUUUUUUUGGCUUUUUCUUCCCCAUGGACAACCUGUGUGACUGUUCUAUGUUCAAUUUCUGCUUUCUUUGUCAUCUUCCUCGAAAUAAGGAAGUUCAAUUUCAAGAUGCUUAUUUUGGUA
Messenger RNA from Carica papaya (papaya), 968 nucleotides. RefSeq lists its product as uncharacterized. NCBI's taxonomy places the organism in Eukaryota, Viridiplantae, Streptophyta, Magnoliopsida, Brassicales, Caricaceae. The record is from RefSeq and is a predicted model, not a curated record. Gene Ontology annotation, cellular component: chloroplast thylakoid membrane.